GAAUCUGGACUGCUUCUUCCGGAAAAGAAGAAGAACCUCCCAGGAAAUCUGUCAGAAAUGGAUUAUAUGAAACGAUAUGUGAAUUGUCAGACGAUAAAUACAUAUGUCCACUCUGAUGAUUAUUUACGAAGAUAGUUGACCAUGUGACCGUAUGUUAACCUAGAUCCGUUCCUCAACAUUCCUCUGGAUAUCUAGCCACUGACCUGAGAAAUCAUGAUCAAGACAGCUUUGAUACUUUUUUCUGUUAUGAUGAAAAGCGAAAAUACUUGUAAUGGUGAACAUGACUAAUGAGUACAAAAUUACCUUUUAUGUGUCCAUAUUUUGAUGUCAAUGGUGUACGCUUUCUUUGAAUGAGUUUUUAAAUCGGCGUCAUGGCAAAUGCUGACCCGGGCCGUUAUUACUCUGAUGAUGAAGAUGAGGACGCUGCCAUGAGCCAGGCCACUGCCCCAGUGGAGGAAAAUCAUGUACAACCCAGUCCCGGCUCCAGUAAACAAAAUGGAAAUGCAAUGAGCCAUGUUGAUCGUUAUGGUUUCAUUGGUGGCUCUCAAUACACGGAUCCUGAUGAUGAAAGGCGAUUGCCACCAGAAAUUUUAAGAAAACGAGAACUGAAAUGGUUAGAUAUGUUUGAAAAUUGGGAGAAAUGGAUGAGUAAGCGGUUUAAAAAGAUAAAAGAAAGAUGUCGUAAAGGCAUUCCCCCCUCACUACGCUCCAGAGCUUGGCAGUACCUGUGUGGUAGUAGGUUCCUCAUGGAGAAUAACAAAGGCAGGUUUGAGAAUUAUCUACAACAGUCGGGAGAUCCUAAGUGGAUGGAUGACAUCAAAAAAGACCUUCAUCGACAGUUUCCCCUACACGAGAUGUUCAAAAGUAAAGAUGGAUAUGGCCAAGAAGAUUUGUUUAAGAUCCUGAAGGCGUACACCAUCCACAACCCAAAAGAUGGAUACUGUCAGGCACAGGCACCCAUCGCGGCAGUUCUACUGAUGCACAUGCCUGCAGAACAGGCCUUCUGGUGUCUGGUGUCCAUCUGUGAGAAGUACCUACCUGGUUACUACAGUCAUGGACUGGAAGCUGUACAAGUAGAUGGGGAUGUGCUGUUUGGACUCGUGAAGAGGACAUCACCGACGAUAUAUAAACAUUUAAAGAAACAGGAUGUGUACCCAAUCCUUUAUAUGACAGAGUGGUUUAUGUGUGUGUUCACCCGAACACUUCCCUGGUCCAGUGUGCUUCGCGUGUGGGAUGUGUUCUUCUGUGAAGGUGUGAAGGUGUUGUUCCGUGUGGCUUUGGUCUUAAUUAGGAUCUCCCUCGGAGAACCUGGCACGCUAUCUAAGUGUCCUUCACUCUAUGAAACACUGGAGGCCCUCCGUCGGCUUCCACUUCACCUACACGAAGAGGAGGGGCUUAUACAGGAAACUCUGAGACUAAACAUUAAUGAGCGAGAUAUGGAGAAGGAGCAUCAGAAACAGGUCCAGAGACGAAGAGCUAAGGACAAGGCUAAGGACACAGGCCGCAGCAAGUCAAAAUCUAGAAAGACAUGAUAGUGGCUUGUCAGUCAUUCACAUCCUCAAACUUCACCACCAGGGGCAGUAUGAUAAAACUACAAUUUCUCCUUGGAUUUUGCCACGUGUGGCCAGUGUGAUGAAGUGACAAUUACCUGGAGGGACCUGUUUUAUAUACAUCAUGAGAAUACACAUCUCCUGAUAACAGUGUUGGCUUGGACAUGUUGUUACCCUUGUGUACUGUGUAGAGGUGUGGUAAGAUUCACCGCCGGUGUAUUAUAUGACGAGGUUUUGAUGCUAUCAUUCCUCUCAGGAAACAUUUACGCUGAGCUUAGGGAGAGCUCCCAUUCUCACAUUUGUUGUGAGCUUAAUGCUCAUUGAUCAAACCUUUUGUGUUUGGUUGACUAGCAUUUUUAUACAACAACUAUGCCAUUUAAAACUUUCAAUUGAGCUCAAAUGUGACCUUGACCUUUCAGGUCAGAUUUUAACCUUGAUUUUUUUUCUUCUGGUACAUUUACAUGUAAGAUUUGAGCUGCCGACCUGCUGUGAUUCAAUAUCGCUAAAUGUUUUCAUCAAGCUCAAAUUUUUGAUCCUCUAUUAUCUUUCCACAGAUUUUUGAUUGACCAUUCCACCUUCUGAGCUCCAAACUUAAAUAAUAUACAUAGGAUAACUAGCUCAGAACUCGGUGUUAGCAAGUGGAGGUAUUAAGGGUAAGAGCAAAUAAAGACAUUUUUAGAUCACCUGAGACAAAUCUCAAGUGACCUAUUCUAAUCGCCUGUUGUCCGUCGUCGUCCGUCCGUAAACAAUUUACAUUU
Messenger RNA from Pecten maximus, 2308 nucleotides. RefSeq names its product TBC1 domain family member 10A-like. Bases 372 to 1532 code for a protein of 386 amino acids. The record is from RefSeq and is a predicted model, not a curated record. The transcript is spliced from 9 exons. Lineage: Eukaryota; Metazoa; Mollusca; Bivalvia; Pectinida; Pectinidae.